Messenger RNA from Morus notabilis, 695 nucleotides. Its product is annotated as photosystem II 10 kDa polypeptide, chloroplastic. Gene Ontology annotation, biological process: photosynthesis. NCBI's taxonomy places the organism in Eukaryota, Viridiplantae, Streptophyta, Magnoliopsida, Rosales, Moraceae. The record is from RefSeq and is a predicted model, not a curated record. Gene Ontology annotation, cellular component: photosystem II oxygen evolving complex; thylakoid membrane; photosystem II. The coding region runs from base 102 to 524 and encodes 140 amino acids. The transcript has 5 exons.
CAGAAAGCCAAGAAGAAGAAGAAGAAGAAGAAGAAGCUAAAUAUAGCUCAAAGUAGAGAAGGAGAUCUUCAUAUUUGAAUCUAUUGGAUAAUAAUCUGAUAAUGGCAGCCUCAGUUAUGGCGUCAGUGAGCUUGAAACCAGCGCCUUUCACCGUCGAGAGAUCGGCGGCGAGAGGACUUCCUUCACUUUCUAGGGUUUCCUCUUCUUCCUUCAGAGUUGUCGCCAGUGGUGUCAAGAAGAUUAAGACUGACAAGCCCUAUGGAAUCAAUGGUGGAAUGAGCUUGAGGGAAGGUCUUGAUGCCUCCGGCAGGAAAGGCAAGGGAAAGGGAGUUUACCAAUUUGUAGACAAAUACGGUGCUAAUGUCGACGGAUACAGUCCAAUCUUCGACACCAGAGACUGGUCUCCAAGUGGUGAUGUCUAUGUUGGUGGUACGACUGGGUUGGCCAUUUGGGCUGUGACUCUAGCCGGUCUUCUUGCAGGAGGUGCCCUUCUUGUCUACAACACAAGUGCUUUGGCACAGUAAAACUAGAAUCCUCUUUUCUCUUUAUGCUGUAAUUUGUAAUAUUAUAGCGGUUUCUCCAUGUAACUGUCCAGACAAGAAUAUUCACCAUAUACUCUAUGAACCUUUACUUGUAAUGUCUUGUAUCUUAUUCCUUGCUACUUUAUAUUUUUCCUAUUUGACUGUUUUUUCGCA